ACAGGUCAAGAUCGUAGGUUGUCACUAACUUAUUCCUAAGGCAAACCAAAUUAUAUUUGUUACUGCAGGUGCUGGACAUGUACGUGUAGAAAUGGGACUGAAAUCACUCAGUAGACAGCCACCACCUCCUUCAUACUUGUAGCACUUUCCUGGAGAAAAGGAAGUCAUAACUUGCAAGCUGAUUUGUGCAUUAAAUAAUUUAAAAAUAACUUCGAAGAUAGAUAGCUACUACAGAGUAGUGUUUGCAAUUGUUCAGUAUGGAUUUUAAUAUAUUCACCUGCAAGCGUGUCUCAGAACAGAUAAUGCAUGUAUAAGGUGCACAGUGGGAAAUCUCUGUCUAGUACAAAUCUUGACCAUUGAGAAAGACUUUUUAUGUAAUUGGAGACAAACAGAAAUAUCUGAAGCACCAGUGCAGUUUGUAGCACAGGAACAGUUCAGCUGGUAGUUGGAUAAACAGAAAACAUGCAGUUGUAUUGUCAGUGUUUCUAAAAGAAUGCUGAAAAAUUGUGGAGAGCAGCUAAAACUAAGAAAUAACUUUGUGGCUCAAAAAAACUAUUGCACAAUUGGAACAGAUAAUCUACUUAAUUUGUCAAGACUGAAGAGACAAUAAUAUCUUUGAAGCAUCCACAGAGAGUUAAGGAACCAGAUGAAGCUGAUGUUAGCAUCUCUCUGCUAUUUGAAGGAGCUAGCAUUUCAACAUCCAACAUGAUGCAGCUGGAAUGAAAUGUUAAGGAUGAGAGAGAUCCAAGGACUGUUUGGAAAGGGAGAAACAAAUGGCAUACAAAUUCUCUCUUUUUCACCUCUAGCUGUGUUCAUAGCCAAGAACAUUACGAGGCUGCAGCACCUGGGGAUAACCCAUGUUCUGAAUGCAGCAGAGGGGAAAUCAUUCAUGCAUGUGAACACUAAUGCAGAGUUCUAUGAAGGCACAGGCAUCAGAUACCAUGGCAUUAAAGCUAAUGAUACACAGGAAUUCAACCUCAGCCGCUAUUUUGAGGAGGCAGCUGAUUUUAUUGACAAAGCCCUUUCCCAGAAGGAUGGCCAGGUGCUGGUGCACUGCCGGGAGGGCUACAGCCGCUCGCCCACGCUGGUCAUCGCCUACCUGAUGCUGCGGCGGGGCAUGGAGGUGCGCAGCGCGCUCUGCGCCGUGCGCCAGCAGCGCGAGAUCGGCCCCAACGACGGCUUCCUGCGGCAGCUCUGCCAGCUCAACCAGCGCCUGCUCGGCGAGGGCAAGCUCAAGCCCUAGGGCACAGCACCACAGCCUCUGUGCCCGAAGUUCCCAGAGCUUCAGGGGAUGGCUGAGGCGCUUCAGAGACGCCAGUUUCAACCGCCGGGCUAAAGCGAGGUGGAAUUCCUGCGUGUCUAGUGAAAGAACCUUUGGAACUCUGGGGUUCUUUCGAGAUGGGACAAAACUGUGUCGUUGUUUGGAGCUGUUGCCAUAAAGAGAUGUUUUUAGAGGGAUUGCUUCAGUGAUAAGAGCCAUCUUCACAUUGCAGACUUCCAUAGCGUAUGUGGUUUGCAUUGACAUGGAAAGUGAUACAUGUAAGCUUUGUCUUUAGUCUCACCAGUUCCCAAAAGUCCCAAUACAUCUCUUCACUCACUCUUAAUAAGAGCACUGUAAUUUGUAAAGCUUAUUUUUCAUGCACACAGGUGCCUAAAGUUUGAAUGUAGGAGCUUCAAGGAAUGGGAAGCAUAUGUACAAAUGCACAGAUGCAUUCACUUGGAAAAUAAAGUGCAUGCAGUGUUUUGUGUGGAUUUAUGCAAUUCACAGUGUGAGAGUAAAGCCAUGCAGAGCUCAUGCUUGAUGCACCCUGUCUUUCCAAGAUUAAGUUUUUAUCUCUUCUGUUACGUUGGACACAAAAUAGUCUGCUAUUAAAUGCUCUUUUAUUUUGAAAUCAUACUAGAAAAAAAAUGUCAAGAGCAAAUGCUGAGGGAAGAACUUGAACAAGGAAGAAAUAAUAUUAGUAUUUAGAAGUGCUUGUGGUGGAUGUAUAAUUAAGUCCUAAGUAUCCUAAUAUAAUGCCUUUCAAAGCUUGUAUGGAAUUACAGUGUCUUUAUCUCUUCUUUAAAUCACUGUUCAGUGACAGAAUAGAACAACCACACGUGGAUUACUUCCAGCACAGGUGUGCUUACAAAGCAGUUUGCAGAAGAACACUCUUGACUUCUUGGAUUGCUUGCAUGGUAUCAUUAAAUAAAAAUGAGCAUUGUAAUGUACCACACUGUAUAGGAAAUAUUGACAUUCUAUUCAAAUAAAUAAUGACUUGAUUGCAUUUACUACA
Molecule: messenger RNA, 2276 nt
Organism: Lonchura striata (white-rumped munia)
Lineage: Eukaryota; Metazoa; Chordata; Aves; Passeriformes; Estrildidae
Gene: DUSP3
Product: dual specificity phosphatase 3
Biological process (GO): negative regulation of ERK1 and ERK2 cascade; negative regulation of JNK cascade; protein dephosphorylation
Cellular component (GO): cytoplasm; cytosol
Molecular function (GO): MAP kinase phosphatase activity; protein tyrosine/serine/threonine phosphatase activity
Source: RefSeq, a predicted model, not a curated record